AUGCCUGCCACGUCAUCUCCUGCCGGAGAGCGUGGACAACAUGGUCGUCCAGAACAAAAGCACCACCGCAAUCGAGAACAGCGCACAGCUGAGCCAACCCACCUGGAAGGAACGCGACUGGAGCGUCGCUUCUCUGCAGCGCGAACGCGCCUUCCCUCCUUUGCCGACACAGUUGGCCCGCCCACCACCACUUCUGCCGUCCAGCCAGCACACGUCGCCGUCACCGAUGCCAUGAUCACCGACGGCCAAGACCCCACACCCGCUUCCACUUCCGGAUCCGAAAUAUGGAGGCUCGCCGAAGUCAUGAUCAACCGCGCGAACAUCUCACGUGACGACCCACGACAGCACAUCAGCGUCAUGAACUUGAAGAACGCCAUUGACAGACAAGACGAGGAACUGAAACGUCUGAGAGCGGAUCUGGUUCAUUACAUGUCGGCAUACGAGGAGCUUGAGAAGUCCAGCGAGCAGAUACCGGACGUGGAGAGUCAGCUUCAGAAACGCGUCAAGGAUCUCGAGGCGGAGAACCGCAACCUUCGAUGGAUAUUGGAGACGAUCGCGCCGGCGAGCACUGUGAUUGAGCAGUUGAGUUCGCAGGUUCAGCAGCAGGCCACACAGAUCGAGCGACAGAACACACAGAUUGAGCAACAGAACACACAGAUUGAGCAAAAGACCACACAGGACGAGCAAUGGACCACGUCGACUGCGAAGCAGGCCGCCCUUCUCGAACAAAAGACCACACAAAACGAACAGCUGGCCGCGCGGAAUGAGAAGCUGACGACGCGAACCACGCAGCAGGGCAAGCAGAUUGAGCAACAGGCCGCGCAGAUCAGGCAGCAGACCACGCAAGUUGAACAGCAGAAACAGUACAUAAAGGAUCUUCAGAACCAAUUGGAGAAGCUCAAAAAGCAGGUGCUUGAACAGAGAAGGACGGAGAGACAGGCGGACAAGGAUCGGAUCAAGCAGGAGCUUAACCCUACUGAAACUCGCCCAAACGAUGGCCAGCCUACCAGCCAAAAGAUCUUUGACAAGGCAGUACCUACACGUCCCAUCGGCUAUGGCGCUGAGCGGCACCCCGUAUUACCCAAUCACCAGCCCGGCGUUGCACCGCGUUUGCCAGAGCGACCCUACGACCGCCAUCGCAGCAGGUCGCCAAUUCGCAAUUCUCCCGACCUUCCGAUUCGUGAAUCUAGGAACUGUACUCCUCUAGCUAUACGCCGUCCGGUUGCUGAAUCUGCUCGUCACCCUCGCAGCGAUGCUCCGGUUGACUCUGUCAACGCAAAGCCGCGGAUAACUCUUCCAUCCCAUGCGUCCUACCCCAGCUCAUUGGCCGGCAACAUCAAGCUUGGCGGACACAAGGUAGAGCGCUCUGAACUGGCACAGAAGCCACUUUCUCGUACUGGAAACACGGAUGACCGUAUGGGCAAUGCUACUCUUGCUGAUGCACGCACUCACGACCUUUUCCCGCCGAGCAAUGACGGCUACAAGGAGGGCCAGCGACAUCGAAAACUCGCCUGUCACAAGUGUCAUAAUCUUGGUCGGGCAUGGGCCUGUGAUGGCAGCUUUCCUUGUACAUCAUGUGAGCAUUUCGGCGACAGAUGCUACUAUGUGCGCUGCCGCUCGUGGGAGAGGGGAUUGCCUUGCGCAAACAACCGAUGUACCAUGUUACAUGACGAGCUCGGUUAUUCUUAG
This is a messenger RNA of Diplodia corticola, 1689 nucleotides long. RefSeq lists its product as uncharacterized. NCBI's taxonomy places the organism in Eukaryota, Fungi, Ascomycota, Dothideomycetes, Botryosphaeriales, Botryosphaeriaceae. The record is from RefSeq and is a predicted model, not a curated record. The coding region runs from base 1 to 1689 and encodes 562 amino acids. The transcript has 2 exons.